UGUAAAUUACAAUUGACAUGUCCAUGUAAAUUUUCAACUUUUCCAGUGAUUGCUGCCAAUGAGCUGCAAGCUCGUGUCAUGGCUUUUUUUUUUAAUGAAAAGCCAAUAAGACAGCAUUUGAUAACGGACUGUUGUCAGUGUCCCCAAAAUGUGUGCUCUUACUAGUAAUUCACGAUCUACUAAGAACAAAAACGCCACGACUUGCAAUUAGGCUGAAUCGUCCCAUCCUAAGAGAAUAGCUAUACCUUUCAUGCCCAAGCGGGCCGCUUGAUUUUUUACAAUAACUACUGAAAUUCUUGCGCGCUCGCCUUUGGCUAAUUUUCAUAGUCAAUACGCGGAGAGACUCGUGAAUUUUUAAUUUUCACUCAAAUUUGUCCCUUCUGCCUUUUUGUUAUUGUAAAAAAGGAAAACAAAUUGACAUCAGGUUUCAGGUGCAUGCGUCUGUCAUGUCAGUUGACAAUGAAUUUCGUCACAACAUUGUCAAAGUAGCCUGCGGAUCAACUCGGCUGUCGCUCAUGGUCAAUAACAGGACAGACGCAUGACAAACUGACACGUUUUAAGUCCUUUUAGCCAUUAGCUAGGACGCGUUCACGAAGGCAACUGUCAAUAUCGCUUUUUAUAACGUCAGGGAUUACAUAUCAGAACAUGCCGUAAAUCGCCAUCUUGAUCUGCUGUCACAACUGAUACAACGGGACAAGAAUCAUCCCUCUGUAGUUAUGUGGUCUGUAGCUAGCCAUUCCGCUACGGCUUACAGCAGAAACAUCGGUACACACCUAAAACGAAUGAUGAGUUUCACGAGGGAGAUGGACUUACAGAAACGCCCUGUUACAUACGUCACGUCAUCUAGUGAUAGGUUGAUGAUAGUGGAGGACCCUGCGCUUGAAUUCUGUGACGUUAUUUCUUUCAAUCGUCAUUAUGGAUGGAAUUGGUACCCAGGCCAACCCAACUUGAUAGCGAAGGCGUUGGAGGAGGAUCUGCGCGGUUUACAUCACGUGUUUGGUAAACCAGUUCUCAUGGCCGAAUAUGGAAGUAGCGCUGUCGCUGGGAUACAUAAGAAGCCGUCUUUGCUUUAUACAGAGGAGUACCAGGUCGAUACAAUGAAACAGUAUUUUCCUGUGUUUGAUCGACUCAGAAAAGAGUUUUUGACAGGAGAAAUGAUCUGGACGUUUACAGACUACAAUGUCCUAGAAUCCUACGAUGUCCUAUCAACCAACACAAAGGGACUCUUGACUCGUCAACGGCAGCCUAAAGCUUCUGCCCACGCGCUACGGCAGAGAUAUCAAGCCUUGGCCAUGGACGCACAUCCGAGGUUCACUGGCGACCAGUUACUGGAUGCCCUUAUAAGGUUCAAACCUCACGCUGGAGACCAGUCUCCUAUCAGUCAUCAGCAGCGGCUUCCUGCUUUGAUAAGAGAGGAAAGAGUCAAUACCACUAUACGGAAACGCUCCUUGGACGAAAUAAUGACAUUUUACGAGCAUAACUGACGCAAUGCAUUCAUAUC
Messenger RNA from Orbicella faveolata, 1501 nucleotides. RefSeq names its product beta-glucuronidase-like. NCBI's taxonomy places the organism in Eukaryota, Metazoa, Cnidaria, Anthozoa, Scleractinia, Merulinidae. Gene Ontology annotation, biological process: carbohydrate metabolic process. Gene Ontology annotation, molecular function: carbohydrate binding; beta-glucuronidase activity. The record is from RefSeq and is a predicted model, not a curated record.